Cucurbita moschata (crookneck pumpkin) is the source of this 2034-nucleotide messenger RNA. RefSeq names its product translation initiation factor eIF-2B subunit beta-like. Lineage: Eukaryota; Viridiplantae; Streptophyta; Magnoliopsida; Cucurbitales; Cucurbitaceae. Bases 222 to 1475 code for a protein of 417 amino acids. Gene Ontology annotation, biological process: translational initiation. Gene Ontology annotation, cellular component: eukaryotic translation initiation factor 2B complex. The record is from RefSeq and is a predicted model, not a curated record. The transcript is spliced from 11 exons. Gene Ontology annotation, molecular function: translation initiation factor activity; guanyl-nucleotide exchange factor activity.
AAAAAAUCAACCGAGGUCCAAUUUCAACCCGACAUAGGCUUCAGAAGAAAGGGCCACGGAAGGGAGAACUGAAGAACGUCUUGACUUCGGCUUCCAGUUCCAGAACGAAGCCCAGAUUCCACUGCUGCAACUCGGACCGGAGUUUCCCUUCAAAUUUCUUCAUCUCUGUGGCCGGCGGCAUCCAUCGUUUUCCUCAUUUCAUUCUUCCAUAUUCGCUGAUUAUGCCAGACGUGCAAGCUCUUGUGAAUGAUUUCGUUAUCAAGCUUAAGAAGCGUAAAAUUGAGGGAUCCUUGGCUACUGCGAAGCAUACGGCCGAAUUGCUUCGUUCUGUCAUUUCUCAUCAGCGAAUACCCUACACGAAUCAGGCGGCUGCUUUGAUUGAUGCUGUGAAAGCUGUUGGCGAGCAGCUGAUUGCUGCGAAUCCUGUUGAGCUUGCCGUGGGAAAUAUUGUGAGGCGUGUUUUGCACAUUAUUAGAGAGGAGGAUCUCUCUCUUACCACGGCUUCUAUUGCUGGGUUGAGCUUAUCAGCGGUUAGUGAUGAUGAAGAUGACAGUGAAAAAGAUGAUCACCCGGCCCUCUCAGCCGCUGCUGUUGCAGCUGCGGCAAGAAGCACUUUGCGGCCACCUUCCUUGCAAACUCUUCUUGAGGAUGUUCCCAACCAAGCGUCUGUUCAUCAAACUUCAUCAUCUGGAGGUGAUUCAGAAGGAAAAAGCAAGUCUGCUGAUAAAAGUUCGAGGAGUCGGAAACUCAAGCAUGAUGUAAUUGAAGCUGUUAACGAGCUUAUUCAGGAUAUUGCAACUUGUCAUGAACAGAUUGCUGAGCAAGCAGUUGAGCACAUUCAUCAAAACGAGGUAAUAUUAACUCUGGGGAGUUCCAGAACAGUAUUGGAAUUUCUUUGUGCUGCUAAGGAGAAGAAAAGGUCCUUCCGGGUGUUUGUUGCUGAGGGUGCUCCAAGAUAUCAGGGUCAUCUUCUUGCUAAGGAGUUGGUUACAAGAGGUUUACAGACCACACUUAUUACUGAUUCUGCAGUUUUUGCCAUGAUCUCCCGGGUGAACAUGGUAAUAGUUGGAGCUCAUGCUGUCAUGGCAAAUGGUGGUGUCAUGGCACCUGUUGGUUUGAAUAUGGUGGCCCUUGCAGCUAAAAGGCAUGCUGUUCCUUUUGUCGUUCUAGCUGGAAGUCACAAGUUAUGCCCGUUAUAUCCUCACAAUCCUGAAGUUCUACUCAAUGAACUGAGGUCCCCAUCAGAGCUUCUGGACUUUGGUGAAUUUUCAGAUUGCAUGGACUUUGGAUCCAAAACUGGUUCUCCUCUUCUCCAUGUAGUCAACCCUACAUUUGACUAUGUGCCACCUUCACUUGUUAGUUUAUUUAUCACCGACACUGGUGGCCACAACUCAUCAUACAUGUAUCGGCUUAUUGCUGAUUAUUAUUCAGCUGAUGAUUUGGUAAUUAAAAAAAGGCCUUCUACAGGGAGCUGAUUGUUGCCUCUUGUUCAUCACAUAUUUGGAUUGCAGUUAGCAACACGAGCGAGAAAAACCAUGAACUCUAGCCUCUUAACCAUGUAGAACCAUCAUCCUAUAGCUUCAAGGAAAAGAAGAGAAAAAUUCGAAGUUAGCUGAACGAAGCUAACGUUUUUGCAAUUUUGUGUUUAUUGCGAGUUUUCUGUCUCGGCUGAAGGUGUUCGUGCGGAAACAAUGGAAGCUGAUAGGUGUUUUUGUUGUUGUUGUUUUGCUUUACUUCUAAAAGUCCUGGCAUUGGAUUCUGCAGAUCACUGCCAGAAUCAAUGAAUCACAGAUAAAUCAAGAUCUUUUUUAGCUGUUUGCACAGAGGAACUUGGAUCAUCUGUGAUAGUUUUAACUUCUUGAUUUUUAUUCUAAGCAUUUUUCCUUUUAGAGAGUUGUAGAAAUGAGUUUUAGAUCGGCAAGAUGAGUAUGAUCAUUCCAUACAUAGUUUAAAUGCCUCAUUGUUGAUAUAGCCAGCGUUUGUUUUGAACUCUUGGAAUUAUCAUAAGUUGGAAGCUUUCUGUUCUUGAGGAUU